Glycine soja is the source of this 3319-nucleotide messenger RNA. RefSeq lists its product as uncharacterized. Gene Ontology annotation, molecular function: calmodulin binding. The record is from RefSeq and is a predicted model, not a curated record. Lineage: Eukaryota; Viridiplantae; Streptophyta; Magnoliopsida; Fabales; Fabaceae. The coding region runs from base 420 to 2918 and encodes 832 amino acids. The transcript has a single exon.
AAUCAACAACGAUUUUAUGCUUUAAAUAUAAGAUACAAGUCACUAGCAAAUGGGGAGUUCUGGUGUUACAAGUACUUAUAAUGCUCAAGCACAAAGGGUCCCUUAACCCUGUGUUAGUACGCAUCAGCAUGAAACACUUGUAUCAUCCUUGUUCAAAUUCCAUUACCUGCCCAACAGCAACUGAGAAAAAGCAAGAAAGAAACAUUCUGCAAACAAAGCAAAUUAAACCAAGAGGGGAGACCUUUUCUGGUUGUCUGGGAUGCAGUCCCUCCUUUUUCCUUGCAAUGUGAGUUUCCUUUUGUGGAAAACAAAAGCACAAGAGGAUUUAUUUUCUUCUUGUGCUUGAACUCCACCACUGAAAGGAAGACUAGUUUUGAUUCCAAAUUCCCUCUUAUUAUGUAUUUUGUUUUCUUUUGAAUAUGGUUCAAAGAAUGGUUCUAAGCAAGCUUGGUAUCCAUGCUGAUCAUGCCAAAUCUGACAAGUGCUUAGCAAACCUGAAGCCAUAUUCUUCUCAGUAUCAAGAUGGCAAAACCAAAGGAACUGAUAAGGUGAAGAAAAUGAUGAAGUCAAGGUCAUUUCAGCUUUCGGAUUUCGAGCCUCCUCAAUCACUGCCUUCAGUUAGGAGCUUAUCCCAACCAAGAAAGCUAUCACCUCUUCAUGUUCCAACUGCUGAGGCAUCCCCACAACAGCAGAAGGCUUUGGUCAGAAGGUCACCCAAUUACAUGAAGCCUACCAGCAGUUCAUAUGCAAAAAAGGAGCUUUUGCCGGUUAGUCAUCGGAAUACCCAAUCUAGUUCAGAUGGCAAGAGUUUACCACAAAAAUGCAUGAGAAAUUCAAAAGCUAGCUUUGUUUCUUGCAAAGAACCAGCAAAAACAUUGUCAAGAUCAUCUAGUUUGAAUUCAAUGAGAACAUUAACGAAGACUCCUAGUUUUAAGCCUUGUAAAGCUUGUUCAAGAGAAUUCACAUCAGCAGUUCUGUUUGAAGAUGUGAAUGCACCCGAGAGAGCUACCUGCUCUUCAACUUUGAAAGACUGUAAAUUCCCCGAGUACCUCAUGCUUCACCCUGGGGGAACUGAGUCUAAGGGAGUUUCACUCAUGAAGGUUUGCCCAUAUACAUAUUGUUCUCUUAAUGGCCAUGGCCAUGGUCAUGGUCAUGCUCCUUUGCCUCCAUUGAAGAGCUUCAUGUCAGCAAGGAAGCAUCUUUUGGAGACUCAGAAGAAAAUCAAGCCGGAAGCUGCAAGCCCUCAAAGAUGGAAGGUGCCCCCCUGUGACACAAAAAAAGACUCUUAUAGUGAGCAAAUGGUCUUUCAUGGAAAACCUGCAUGUGAUGAAGCUGAUACAGGUAAUCCAACAAUCACUCCCUUGGCACAAGAAAUUGCUAUGGAUUUCUUUUUUGAAAUCUAUGCUAAGGAAAGGGAAGGAGCUGACGAAAUGGGAAAAUUCAACUCUUUCAAAGACCUUGAGAAACAAGAAGAUAUCAAGUUUACAAAUGAGGAGAAUGGCUUUGCAACAGAAGACGAUGGAGUCAAGCAAGUUACUCCAGGUGUGACUCAUGAUCUGUCGAAGUCUCAGAUCAAUUUCGAGGAGGAUUUCAAAAACUACUUUGCUGAUGCUGCUGCAAUUGAAGCAGAUAUCAAGGGGAGCUUUUAUCUAGGACAAAAUGCUGAAGAUGGGGAUGAAAACCACCCACCUAACUGGUUUCAUGAAGAAACCUGUACAGGAAGCUACUGCAAUGAGGCUAGCUAUGACGGGGAACACAUGGAUAAUAGUGAAUUGGACGAGUCCAAUUCCCAAUAUAGUGAUAUGGACUGGGAGGAGGAGGAACACUUCUGUGAAUUCAACCAUGAGGACGAUACUGAUUCUUCCAUCUACUCAAUGGAGGAGACUAACUCAAAACUUGAGUCCUUAUUAGAGAGUUCACAUGAUAUAUCUGAAAUGCGGUUACACAACAUUUUUAGCAGUCAAUAUGCAUACAUUCUGGUUGAAGAAGCACUCCAAGAAGCUGAAGAAGAGAAAAUGACCAGUUUUAGCAGCCAAUAUGCAGACAUUCUGGUUAAAGCACUCCAAGAAGCCAAAGAAGAGAAAAGGACCAGUUUUGAUGCACAACCUUGUUGCACUAAUUCUGUCCUGGAAGACACAAGUGAAAGCAUCAAGUUUGUGACUCAAGAAACAGAUUAUUUGUCCAAUGGUACAAGUUUCGAGUAUGAACAAUCUACUUUGACAGAGGAAGUAUUUCAAUAUUUGGCAAAUGCAGAACAUAACAGCAGAGAAAAUGAAAAACAUGUGGAUUAUGAGGCAUGUUGUGUCUCAAUGGUACUUGAUGAAGAGACAGUUGAGAAUAGUGAAGGCCACAAGACUAGUGAAAGUUGCAAGAUUGAUGAGAGCUGUGAAGACAGAAAUGCAAGGCUAGAGAAUGAUGACGACGAUGGAAUUAGCCAAGAGAACCAAAUUCACUCAUCUGAAGUGCCUGAGGAAAACACCAUUAUUGUUCAGGAGCAGAAAUUAUUGGAGGAAAAUCAAGUUAAGGGUAGUAAGUUCCUGAGUACAGAUGGUGGUGAAGAGCAGCACACAAGCAAGAAUUGGCAAUGGGGAACUAAGCGGAAGAGAACUGUGGAAGAGGAUGAGGAAAUGAGAAAGAUCAGCCCACAAAAUCCAAAUUUCCUGCCCUUGGUUGCUGAGCCAGAACCUGAGAAAGUUGAGCUGAAGCACCAAAUGAUAGAUGAAAGAAAAGAUGCAGAGGAAUGGAUGCUUGAUUUUGCACUCAGACAGGCUGUCACAAAACUUGCUCCAGCAGGGAAAAGGAAGGUGUCAUUGCUGGUUGAAGCUUUUGAAACAGUAAUGUCAAUGCCCAAAUGUGAAGCCUGUAUAAUAAAUGAUUCACCCUUUGCUCAUGCAAGGCCUAUUCAAGCGUGUAGAUGAUGUAUGCAUGCAACCAAGGUAGAAACAUAGAGAGGUCUUCUCUGAUUCCUUCUAGCAAGUGCUAUCUUGCACGGGAAUCAAAGGAGUAAGACACCAAGAAAAGGUCAAUCUCCAUGACCAAGAGUAAUCUGCAAGCACCUAUUGCAACAAGUAACUUGCUAUGCAUUUCCUUUUUGAAGCUUGGAGAAAAUUGAACUUGCAGGGUCGUGUGGCUUUUACAUGGAAACUGAAACACAAGAAUAGGAUGUGGAGUUGCUUCUCAAACUUGUUCAGUGCAAUUUGGCAUUUACUUUCUUUAAUUUGUUUUUGAUGCAUCUUAUGUUAAUAAUUAAUAGCAAUGAUGCUCCAGAUUUGUAUAUAACGAAAUGUGCUUUAUAUAACUUUGUUAUUAUUUUCCUCUA